UGAUCCAGAAGUGUUUACACUUUCAUUUGGAUUAGCAAAUUGUAGCUAUACCAACAACAGAACUACAACAAUUCAUAAAUGUAUUGAGCAACAAACACCUUCAUACGGAGUAUAACUGCUAGUUCAAUCAAACAUAAGACGCAGACCGCAAUUUGUGACUGGAUUAAAGCGAAAGAAGGACGAAGAGACGGAAAAAUAUAGAUACUAGCUAGCUAACGUAAGGCUAGCAGCAAGCUGACAUGAAUUCUCUCGUUGUCUAUGGCGUGUCCUCUGAUUCUGACAGCGAUGGGGAUAUUGGAAACAACAAGAAGACUGAGAGCAAGGUGGAUGGGGAGACCCAGAAGAAGGGCCGCAAUUUCCUCCUAGAGUCCGGGUCAGCCUCCAGUGAGUCAGACUGUGACUUCAACCCAGAGGAAGAGGGGGACCCCGUAUCUCAACUAAAACCUAAAUGCCCUCCUCCUGCCUGUAUGGCACCCCCCUCUGAGUCCCGGACCCCUCUCCUCCCCGCACCCCCUAGUUCCCUCUCCCACAAACUCCCCCCUCCACCCCUCGGGGCCUCGUCCAAGAGUGGCGUAUUCGCCAACCCCUUCAAGGCGCAAGCCGACCAGAAGCUCAACGUCUUGCAGAAGCACGUCCCUCUCACUCUGCUGGCUCGACCCUCCCAGAUAGGAGGCAAGAGGAUGUGCGUGGCGUACAGGAAGGACGGACGCUGCAGGUUCGGGAUCAAAUGCAAGUUUGCCCAUGACAGCGACCUCCAGAGCUCCAUCAUUCCCAAUGACUAUGACCCUCCUGCGGGUGACGAUCCCGGAUCGGACCAAGCUGACACCAACGCGGGGGGCUUUUCAUACAUGGGUCGCCAGAACUUUCACGACAACCAGGGAGGAGACCCUGAAGAGAAGGGUCAGCAGUCUAGGAAGAGGAGAGUAGGGCUGAGUAACACCCUAGUGCCCCCUAAAAGGUCAAUGAAGAAUUAUGCAAUGCAGAGGAAGAGAGAACAGGUCAAUUUGAACUGAGUGGACUUGCACAGGGAUACUGUCAGCAGCAAUACACUGUGUGUGUGUGUGUGUGUGUGUGUGUGUGUGUGUGUGUGUGUGUGUGUGUGUGUGUGUGCCCCCUCACAUCGUUAUAGUGUGUGACAGAGAAAAUGGGAAUGUGUUCCAAUUUUGUACCCUUAUUCUGCACUCAUUUACUCCCCCUCAUGGAUGUAAAAGGAAUGGGCUGGUGUAAAAUAGGGUGGAGUGAGUGCAAACUUCUGUUAGAAGAGAAUAUAAUCAGACCACAGCCAGAGAGCGUUCUAUAGGAUACCUAUAGCACACCUCCAAACUUCUGUUCAGUCCAGUACAUAUACUUGAGAUUGGUAGUUUCUACAUGACACGUUUUUGUAGUUUCAUUGAAAACACAUUCCUUUCUGUUAGAAACUGUCCAUUGGAAAUAUAAGCUACAAUUUAUCAUUGUUAAAUAAAUGCUUUAAAUGU
Messenger RNA from Salvelinus namaycush (lake trout), 1475 nucleotides. RefSeq lists its product as uncharacterized. Gene Ontology annotation, molecular function: metal ion binding. Bases 240 to 1013 code for a protein of 257 amino acids. The transcript is spliced from 2 exons. Lineage: Eukaryota; Metazoa; Chordata; Actinopteri; Salmoniformes; Salmonidae. The record is from RefSeq and is a predicted model, not a curated record.